AUGAAUAAAACUAAAAAGAAUACCCAUGCAUGUAUUAAAAUUGCCUCUCUCAACAUGAAAGGACGAGGACAUAAUAAUGUACUAAAUGAUAAAAACAAAUGGAAACAAGUAAAUGAAAUUCUCUGUGAUGAUAAAAUCGGAGUUCUAGCUCUCCAAGAAACACACUUAACUGAUGAACAUGUAAAUGACAUCCACAAUAUAUACAACAAACGCAUGCAUAUAUAUCACUCUGCAGAUCCACAGCAACAUAAUGCUAAAGGUGUAGCAAUUAUAUUAAAUAAAGAAAUAACAAAUAUUCAAGAUGUCAACUACUACAACAUUAUACCAGGAAGAGCAAUAAUGAUAAAACUACCCUGGCAUAGCACAUUAACAAUCACAAUACUAGCAGUAUAUGCUCCAAAUGAUCCAACUGAAAAUAAGCAAUUCUGGGAAGAACUACUGCAAAUAUGGAAUGAAAAAAAUCUUCCAAUUCCUGACCUUAUGCUAGGAGACACCAAUAUUAUAGAAGACAUGAUUGACAGGCAUCCAUGUCAUAAUGAUAACACAAAUGCUACAAAUGCACUCUCCGAACUUAAAUGUCUUUUUCAACUUAAAGAUGGCUGGCAUGAAACAAACCCAACCUCAACUGCAUUUACAUAUAUGCAAAUACCAACAGGAUCUCAAUCAAGAAUUGACUGUAUAUAUAUAGCUAAUGAACUCAUCUCCUCAUGUCGAAACUGGAAUAUAAAAACAACACAUAUACCAACAGACCACAAAAUGAUUUUGGUAGAACUAACUGAUCUAAAGGCCCCAUAUAUUGGCCAUGGUAGAUGGACAAUGCCAUUAUAUCUAUUGAAAAAUAAAAGCAUGAUGGAAGAAAUACGAAAUCUAGGAAUAGAAUUAGAAACACAAAUAGAGAAACUGGAAUUUAAUAAUCGAACAGAAACAAAAAAUGCACAAACAUUUUAUAAAGAAUUUAAAACCCAAAUGACUAAUACAAUUAGAAAUCAAGCACGCAUAUCAGUACCUAAACUGACCCAAAAGAUAAUGCAGCUAGAAGGACAACUAGAUCGGACCUUGAAUGAUAAAAAUCUAGAUAAUGAAGAAAAAACCUUGUCAGCAGCACUAAUUCAAGAAAGAAUUAUUGAACUUCAAAAACAAAAAUACAAUACAAAGAACAUGAAGUCUAAAGUAAAAAACCAUCUCUAUGGUGAAACAAUAAGUAAAUACUGGAUUAAUCUAAAUAAAACUAAGAAACCA
Desarmillaria tabescens is the source of this 1239-nucleotide messenger RNA. RefSeq names its product Endonuclease/exonuclease/phosphatase. NCBI's taxonomy places the organism in Eukaryota, Fungi, Basidiomycota, Agaricomycetes, Agaricales, Physalacriaceae. Gene Ontology annotation, biological process: base-excision repair. Gene Ontology annotation, cellular component: nucleus. The annotation marks the transcript as partial. The record is from RefSeq and is a predicted model, not a curated record. Gene Ontology annotation, molecular function: DNA-(apurinic or apyrimidinic site) endonuclease activity; double-stranded DNA 3'-5' DNA exonuclease activity; phosphoric diester hydrolase activity. The transcript has a single exon.